Molecule: messenger RNA, 1884 nt
Organism: Saccharomyces kudriavzevii IFO 1802
Lineage: Eukaryota; Fungi; Ascomycota; Saccharomycetes; Saccharomycetales; Saccharomycetaceae
Gene: LCB4
Product: sphinganine kinase LCB4
Exons: 1
Coding region: 1-1884 (627 amino acids)
Biological process (GO): sphingosine biosynthetic process
Cellular component (GO): membrane; intracellular membrane-bounded organelle; cytoplasm
Source: RefSeq, a predicted model, not a curated record
AUGGCAGUACAGAAAAAACUGAGGGCUAUCUUGACGGAUGAAGGUGUGCUGAUCAAAUCGCAAUCGCACCAUAUGUUCAAUAAGCAUGGUCAACUGAGAAACGGAGACUCUUUAUCCUUGUUGAGCUGUUUGUCCUGUUUGGAUGAUGGGACUUUGAGCUCUGAUGGAGGUUCUUUCGAUGAGGACGAUUCGCUGGAAUUGUUACCUCUCAACACUACCAUUCCGUUCAAUAGGAUUCUAAACGCAAAACGCUUAAAUAUAGAUCAAAGGAGGCUCAAUAAUGGCAAAUUUUCUUCUGAUCCCUUCCAAGCCGAAAAUGUGAGCUCCUCAUCCGAAAAUGAUGAAGUCGAGAACCGUAGUUUAAGCAAUGAUAAGGUUCAACCUCAACCAGCUGCAAGCGAUGUACAUUCGCUGUCGAAUAAAAACAAGUGGGAUUCGAAGACGAGUAACAUUGAAGCAUCUCCUGAUAGUUUGCAUGACGCCAUUCCAACGUUAGGAAUGAAGGACAAUCAGCACUUGAUCGAGUUGACUUUUGCUGUACCCAAGGGCCAUGACGUGGUUCCACAAAAGCUAACGUUGUUGAUAGAUCACGUCUCAAAAAAAUCGAGAACAAAUCCUAAAAGUGAGUUAACCUCUUCUGGUGUCGUGGAAGAAAUUCUGGAAAAGAGCUACGAAAAUUCCAGAAGAAACAGAUCAAUAUUAGUCAUCAUCAACCCCCAUGGUGGUAAAGGUACAGCAAAGACACUGUUUUUAACAAAAGCAAGCCCGAUUUUAGUAGAAAGUGGCUGCAAAAUAGAAAUCGCAUACACAAAAUAUGCUCGUCAUGCCAUCGAUAUCGCCAGAGAUUUGGAUAUCAGCAAAUAUGAUACUAUUGCGUGUGCAUCAGGUGAUGGUAUUCCGUAUGAAGUAAUAAAUGGGCUUUUCAGAAGACCUGAUAGAGUAGAUGCGUUUAAUAAGGUAGCUGUGACACAGUUACCUUGCGGUUCAGGAAACGCCAUGAGUAUUUCUUGUCAUUGGACAAACAAUCCAUCAUACGCCGCUCUAUGUCUUGUCAAAUCUAUUGAAACAAGGAUAGACUUGAUGUGUUGUUCUCAACCCUCUUAUAUGAACGAGUGGCCAAGAUUAUCCUUUCUAAGUCAGACAUAUGGUGUUAUUGCAGAAUCCGAUAUUAAUACCGAGUUCAUCAGAUGGAUGGGGCCCAUUAGGUUCAAUUUGGGGGUAGCGUUCAAUAUUUUUCAAGGUAGGAAAUAUCCUUGUGAAGUUUUUGUUAAAUAUGCUGCUAAGUCCAAAAAAGAACUAAAAGUUCAUUUCUUAGAAAAUAAAGACAAAAAUAAAGGGUGUUUGGCUUUUGAAUCAAAUUCUAAUCCGAACUCUUCAUCGGAUAUACUAUCCACAAAUAAUAAUAAUAAAACGAAGAAUGAACUUUCACCGAAUUUCCUUACUGGAGAUAACUUUAAACUAAAAUAUCCGAUGACUGAACCAGUACCCAGUGAUUGGGAAAAAAUGGAUUCAGAGCUGACUGACAACUUGACAAUUUUUUACACUGGGAAAAUGCCAUACAUUGCUAAAGAUACAAAAUUCUUCCCUGCAGCUUUACCGGCGGAUGGUACUAUCGAUUUAGUCAUAACAGAUGCAAGAAUUCCAGUGACAAAAAUGACACCAAUUUUACUAUCAUUAGAUAAAGGUUCACAUGUGUUAGAACCAGAAGUUAUUCACUCGAAAAUAUUAGCUUACAAAAUCAUACCAAAAGUAAAGUCAGGUUUGUUUUCAGUUGAUGGUGAAAAGUUUCCGUUAGAACCUUUACAAGUAGAGGUUAUGCCCAUGUUAUGCAAAACAUUGCUAAGGAAUGGUAGAUACAUUGACACGGAAUUUGAAUCUAUGUAG